Molecule: messenger RNA, 9024 nt
Organism: Plasmodium cynomolgi strain B
Lineage: Eukaryota; Apicomplexa; Aconoidasida; Haemosporida; Plasmodiidae
Product: transcription factor with AP2 domain(s)
Exons: 2
Coding region: 1-9024 (3007 amino acids)
Biological process (GO): regulation of DNA-templated transcription
Molecular function (GO): DNA-binding transcription factor activity
Source: RefSeq, a predicted model, not a curated record
AUGAACACACCAUACAAUUACGGAAACAUAAACGUCAACUGCCAGGUAUCCAUAAAACACAAAAAGUUGGUUAGCACGCAAAAUGAAGAAGCGAAUAAAAGGUACAAUGAGCACAUCGUGAAGAAUAAUUACCAACACUGCGGCGAUAAAAACGUGCAAAUGUAUAGUAACAUCUGCAACAUAUUGCGCAGCGGCAGUGUACGAAACGGGCCAAAUGGGCCAAAUGGGCCAAACGGGUCAAACGGGUCAAGGGGGUCAAAUGGGCCAGGUGGUUCAAGUGGUCGUAACGGGUCAAGUGCUUCCAACAGGCCCAGUGCUUCCAACAGGCCCAGUGCUCCCAACAGGCCCAGUGCUCCCAACGGGCCCAAUGCUCCCAACGGGCAAAAUGCCCCUAACGGGCUUCACUGCCCCAAUGCGAACCACAUGCAGGACACACCUGGCGAGAUUUACCACAACCAGGUGCACAACAAAGCGGAGGCAAACCGAAACAAGCGUCCAUAUGUGCAUUCUCAAAAAAGGAUGACCUAUGGGAUCAGUGAAGUGAACGAAUCUGAGAAGGGUGCCGCUUUUGCAAAGUGCGGCGCGUAUAAAGAUACAUACACCAACCAAGUGGAUCAUUUUACACAGUGUAGGAAAAAAAAAAAUGUCAACAUGGUGAAUGCCGCAACGGAUAGUAGCCGCACAAAUUAUACUAUCCGUGGAGCUAGCAGCUGUGGCAUGACCCCUUUUAUCAAUCAUGCAAUAGAUGAAAGUCCUACAUGUGGAGAUAACCCUCCAAAUGGAUUUACACAGGAUAAUCGCAACUAUCGCAUUAGUGCGAACGAGGAGGGGAGCCACCUGAUGUUCCAUGACGUCAAAAGUUAUGGCAGUAAAGAGAUUCACGAUAAUAUUUUUCCCCAAAAUUGUCUACUUAACAAGACAUUUGAAAAUGCUUCGAACUACCCCUUUGGUGUGCCCACAAAUGGGAGAAAUACAACAGAAAAUGGAGUGUACCAAACGGGACAAAUGUACUGUAAGGAAGAGAAGGACAGCUCGGAUGAAUAUAGUUCGCUCUGCUAUGACGGAAACAAAUCGAGUAGUAAGCUCAGUUAUGGAAAGAAUAACACAAAAGAAAGGAACCAUUGCGAUGAUGGAAUGACUAGAAAUAAUUCCUACUUGGUAGACAAUGCUGAUUAUGAUGCACACCAGAAUAACAUUAUUCAAAAUGUGGAUUUACUCUCUUGUAAAAGUAGUUCCAGUGUGAAGAAUGAACUGUCUUCUGCACUAAAUCGCCUGAACGAGUCAGGUAAUUCUUCUUCCACAAAGUAUGGAUGCAACGAAAUGAAGGAUUUACUCAAAAGCAAUAUAAUAUAUAAUAACAUAAUUAACAAUAACAUAAUCAACAACAUAAUUAGCAAUAAUAUAAUUAGCAACAACAUAAUUAACAAUAAUAUCAUUAACAAUAAUUUCAUGGAGAGUGUGAGUAUAAUAAAUCAGUGCGUGUUGAAUGAGAGUAAAGGCAUGGUUUGCGGAGGGGAGGGUAAGAAGAUGGAGCCAAUGGGCAUAGCCACUAAUCUGGGAGAUCACCAUAUGAAUGCCAAUUUUCAAAAUGUAAAUCGCACGAGCGGGAAUGACAACGGGGGGAAGUUUCACCUGAGUAACAUGUAUGGAAUGGUGAAUGAGGAAAACGAUUUUUCCCAUAGGAACUCACCCGAUAGCAGUAAAACGUGGCAAAUUCCUGAGAGGUAUAAACUUUUUCGUAGCGAAGAAGUGAACUCCCCAAACGAUGUGCCCAUUUCGGAUAUCAACAGGUGCUGCGGUGAUAGAAGCAAUGGCUGCAGCGAUAGAAGCAAUGGCUGCGGCGAUAGAAGCAAUGGCAGCGGCGAUAGAAGCAAUGGCUGCGGCGAUAGAAGCAAUGGCAGCGGCGAUAGAAGCAAUGGCUGCGGCGAUAGAAGCAAUGGCAGCGGAGGCACAGGGAUCCUCACUGCAGCGCGAGCCAGUCCUUUUAAUGACAACUCGAGUAAGUCCCCCUGCUGCUUCACCCAAUUUGAUAACAACUACGUAGAUUCGAAUGCCGCAUAUGAACAUGGAAAGGCAAAAAAUGAGGCCAAAAUGAAGGGCGCCCCAUUUUUGAUGAAGUGUACUAAGGUGCCUACCUCAGGGAAAACGGCACUUUGGGACCAAAUAGAAUUUGAACAAGCAGAUGGAAAUGACAUCAUGACAAGGGACACUCACUCCGAUGUGCAAGAGCGUCCAUGUGUAGGCACUCACAACAAUGUCAUUAAACCUGAGCGUCAGCAUGUGGACGGAAAGAAGGGUCAAAGUGAUAAUCAACACAUUAGUUUAAAGGAAUGUAUUUGCAACCGGGAUGACAGUCAUAGUAAAAUUUCUCCACAGCUAGCCAACACAUAUCGUCUCAGUCAAGACUGUCAAAGUAAACAAAUUUCGAUUCCAAAUAUGUACGAUAAACAGGACAGUGAUAUGCUUUGCAGCUGCAUAGAACCCAGUCCUCUUAACCAAGUCGAGAAGAAUGGGAGCGCAAGUAAAUCAUGUCAUUUGGCUAUCGAUACUAAUAGGAGGAGUAUAGGCAUCGAUCAGGUGAGGGACGAACCACCCAACCAGGCAAAUAACAUUCAUAUGGCUAGUGCAUGUACGGUUAAUAAACCAAUGAGUUUAAAUUUUAAUUUAGACGGUCCUUUCGGUGAAAUGCACGUGAACAGUACCAGUGUUAGUGUUAGUGGUGAGGCCAACCGCGUCAACAGGCAGUGCGGGAAAGCAACCCGCAUCUCCCAGCCGAGUUGCGCGAGUAGCCAAGUCAGCGGAAACCAAGAUAGCGGAAACCAAGUUAGCGGAAACCAAGUUAGCGGAAAUCAAGUUAGCGGAAACCACGUCAAUACCAACCAGUGGAACGAACUCAUCAAUAUGAGCACCAAUUAUAACACGAAAGGUGCAUGCAAAAGUAGCCUAUCAAGGCGCGUCCAAGGGGAAGGUCAGGAAAAAAAGUGUGCGAUAGGGGUAGCCAAUUCGACUAAACAGAGACAGCCAUUGAGGAGGCCAGCUAGUCGGAACUACUCCAGUAUGGGUAACUUUGAUGGGCGUCCCCCGAAGGAAGAACUGGGAACAACCAACAAACACACAGAAAUGUGUCAAGGAAAUGGUAAGGGGAAAGGUGUAACAAGUCAUAGCGAGAAUGUAGCGGUGGAUACACUCUAUCCUACAGCACAGAUGCACGGUGAUCAGUGUGAAAGUAGGGUAAUAAAGAGUCAGCCGAAAAUGCGAAAUGACGAAUUGGCUAGUCCGAAGAAGAAAUUCACGGGGAUGUCGAUGGAGAAGAGUUGGGACCACAUACCGGGUGAUACAUGCGUUAGUUUAAAUUAUAAAAAGAGUAAAAGGCACGAAAUGUGUUGCUCGCUUCAUGAGGUGCAAGGAUCGCAUGAAAUGAAAAACUUGUGCGGUUGGCUCACGUCGCGGACUUCGCUCACAUCGCUGACGUCGCGCGGGUCCUAUAUCCCCCGGAAGUUGCUCGAACCACACACUAUAUUACACGAGGGGCACGAUAGUAAUAAAAAAAAUAGCCUCAAGAAAAUUACCAUUGACAAGCAUAGUAGUAGGGGUGAGGAAAAAUAUCAUGAGAGUUUUACUCUUGAGUGUGAAAAUUUAGAGAAAAAAAAUUUUGAGAAUUGCUUCCUCUAUGCAAGUAGAGCACAUGGGGAAAAAGCGAGUUAUGGGAAUUGCAAAGUCGUUAGCAGUAGCAGCACUAGCACUGUUGGUAGCAGCAAUAGUAGUGGGCAGCCACAGGAGGAGCAGGAGGAGCAGCACCAGCAGCACCAGCAGCUGCACCCUGGACAUCUACAGGAAGGAGGACCGAGCGGCGUAUCAGACGAAUGUGCCUACAUGAAUGGCAUUUCAAGCCAAGUGAGUGCGUUCCCUAGGACAGGUACCUCCGGAGAAUUCCCAAUCGAUUAUGGUACCGUAAAUGGAGAUUCAAGCCCACAUAUGAUGGACGUUACAGUACAAGGAGAGUUUGACAAUAAAAGGAAUGUAAUCAAAGAUGGUCGGGGUUACAUAAAUUGCGUUGCUAGUGAGUUGUUUGCUUGUGGGGGAGGGCCCUCAGAUGCAGGAGGCAUGUUCCGUUAUGGUAACAGUAACAGUAACAGUAAUAGUAGCAGUAAUGGUAAUAGUAACAGUAAUGGUAAUAGUAACAGUAACAGUAAUGGUAAUGGUAAUAGUAAUAGUAACAGUAACAGUAACAGUAACCGUAAUAGUAGUGACUCUGUUAUGAACAAUAGCAACAGGAAGGAAGAAAAAAAAAAGCGAACACAAAACGACGUUGUUGUGCAGUGUGAUCUUAGGUGCGACUGCAGUAACAACGGAAAAAACGCAGGUAAUAUUAGCACGUACGCCAACAAGGGGGUUUGUAAUAUCGGCUUCCUUACACACCGUGAGAGGUUAAUUAGCAGCAGCGAUGGUAACAGUGCUGGCGAAGUCAGUAUGUUUAGUGUCCCCAAUGUUCCGCACGAAUGUAGCAACUACAUUAUUAUUAACAAUCGGUCCGUAAAUUGCGCUGACGGAACAAAUGUUAUCGUGUGCCCAUCUAACGCAUCUAGCAUACAGGGCACGUCCAACGGAAGCAAUAAAUUAGGCGAUACUAUUUGUAACCCUGUGCAUGUAGGUGUGAGGAGCAAUAACCCCAACAGUGAUAAUCAUAAUGCUGUGGUUCACACAAAGGAAGGGAACCUUUCUGCAAAGUUGAGUUCCUUCCAAGGAGGUUACAGUUCGCUUGCAUCCAAUUGUGCAACCACGGAGAGGCGUGCAAGUAACACGGGAGAUAACUCCAAAGGGUUUACUGUGAAUGGCGUUAACGGUGCUGGGUGUGUGGCUAGAGUGAGGGGUGUCAGGAACGUGGGUGACAUGAGUAGCGUUAGCAGUGUUGGCAAUAUGAAAGGAGUUAGCGGUGUUGGCAAUAUGAACGGAGUUAGCAGUGUUGGCAAUAUGAACGUUGUUAACGGUGUUGGCAAUGUCAACGACAUCAGUAGCGUUAACAGCGUUAGCAGCGUUAACAACGUCAACAGUGCUAACAACUUCAGCAGCGCUAACGACUUCAACAGCGCGAACGACUUCAGCAGCGCUAACAACUUCAGCAGCGCUAGCAUGGUGAAUGGCCCCUGCUGCGCCAAAAGGAAUGCCCGCAAGGACAUAGCCCAGGGUUGCGAAACUCAGAUUAAAGAUUUUAUCACAAACAGCAUUCCGAAGGAAGCAACAGAUGCAGAACACAUGAGGAGUAUGAACCAAUGCAAUAGUGCUAUCAUGAUUAACAAAGAAAUGGGUGGAACUGCAACACCUUUUGGAUGCCCCGAAAACGCACAACGCAUGACCACGUUUAAGAUCUCCAAUGCAAGUAUCCAUUCGGAAAGCGCCAAAUGCACAAACGGGAUCGUCAUGAGUGCCUUCCAAGAGAGUGAUAGAAAUUUUCAGAGCGUUAAUCCCGUAAAUGAUAAUGUUGUAAAAUUAUUUAGCGGUCAAGGCAAAGGCAACUGUAAGGUAAACAAUACGGAGGUGAAUAGACUAGCCAGUUCUCUGAUAAAUGCAGAUGUAAGAAGGAGUAAUAUGAACCCAUUUUAUGGGGAGAAUGAACCUACGUGUGAGAUGGGGAAGGGACAUAUGCACAAUGUAGCUGUCAACAAUUUCAGCCAUGCAGUUAGUAGUUGCACUGGAAAUGAUGAGAAGACAACAGGUACUGGGGCGUCUUCAAAGGGGAAUAGUGUAAAUAGGAGGGUGCAGAAGGAGAGGCGGAGCGCAGGCAGCAGGAGGGCUGUUUCCAGAGUCGCGAGGAAUAGCGCUGCCAGUACCACUGCGAUCAUCGCCUCGAAUGUCACGUCGAACGCCACCACCCCUUCCAGUACCUCCAACGGAGUGCAGAAAAAGGGCAAAGCAGAUGAGCACGAACGGGAGGAGGAGGAACUGCACGAGAAGCUGAAGCAUUUGCCCAAAAUCACAGGUGUGAGUUAUGACAAAAAACAAAAACUGUGGGUGUCCCAUUGGAGAUCAAAUUGUAAAACGAUACACAAAUAUUUCUCUGUAAAAAAGUACGGCUUUCAUAAUGCCAGGUUGCUAGCCAUUAAAUGUCGAAAGCAGAACACCAAGUAUAUUUCCACGGAUCUGGUGUUCGGUUACAAGGAGGAUACGCAGUCCGGGGCCCAACCUGAGAGCCAAUCCAAAGGGAGCGAAAGUUAUGGCGGCGAGAAUCAUGCUUCUGGAGAAGUUGUACAGCUUACGGGAAUACUAUGUGAUAAGAAACCCAGUGAGAAAAGCCAUUCGAUCAGAAAGAAACGCAAGGGGAGAGGAAAGCAUUCCCAAGAGGUGGAUUUCCCUAGGGAGCUCCCCAAAAAUGAGAGUGCAGAAUCAGACACGCAGGGAGUUGGUACCCAGAAAGGCGAUCCAGGUAACGGCCUGCUAGAUAGGGCUAAUCCGAUUAAGGUUUCCCAAAAUAUCGGUCAUCAAAGUAGUCCUCCCCUGAGUGGUGGUCCCCUUAGCAGUGGCCAUCCCAGUAUUGCCUCACAGAGCAGCGGCCAGAUCCAACACCUGCACAGCGCGGAACCGCGGAACCGAGGGUGCUCCCCCCCAGAGCAGAGCGAUCAGGGCGUAAUUUAUCCACAGAAAGUGGAAGGCUCGAAGGACCAGGAACAAAUGCUGAGGGAGAAAGAACUGGCCGCCAAUUGCACAGUUAAGGGUGAAGCAAGGGAUGCAUAUAGUAAUAGCGGCAAAAUAUGCGUGCCCCAUUUUUUGAAGCAACAAGGGAGCCAAGCAACGAAGGGUUCUGGCGGUGGCGUUAGCGGAAAUGUGAACAGCAUCUCGAAUGGCUAUUUGAGCGGAAGUGUGAACGGCAGUGUGAAUGGCAGUGUGAACGGCUGUCUGAACGGUAGCCUGAACGGUAGCCUGAACGGUAGUCUGAACGGUAGCCUGAACGGUAGUCUGAACGGUAGUCUGAAUGGCUCUCCGAACGGCAGUGCGAACGCUAACUCCAAUGCACGUGCGAGUGCACAAAAUCCCCAGGAGGAGGAACAGCGCCAAAGCAUAAGUAGCAGCAAAACGAGUCAGCAAAGCAAAAACAAUGCGAUGCACACAGAACAAGGGAAGAAAGAAAAGGUGGAGGAAUCAAGUAGGAAAAAAGACUACCUAAUAAACACACAGCUUUACAAUAAACUCAUAAAUAAUAAAUUGUAUAAUAAACUCAUUAACAAUCAACUAAGCAAUGAUCGAGUAAAAAAUAAUAACUUUUACUGUAGCCUAAUUAAUAGCCAAUUUUACAUACACGUUAUUAACAAGAAUCUGCAUGCACAGCUAGAGAGGAACCAACGAGAAGUCAACAAAGAAGGUUCGAAUUACUUCUACUAUGGACAGGUUAAGGAUGCUGCCUCUUCGGGGAAAAGCUCAUUUUCGAAUAGUGAAAAUUUUGCCAACAAGGAACCUGCGCAAGAUCAGAACACCCACAAUUUGUUUCUACGUAGAAGCAGUGAUGAUGCUGCUACUGGCGGGGGUGCUACUGGCGGGGGUGCUACUGGCGGGGGUGCUACUAGCGGGGGUGCUACUGAUGGGGGUACGCAUAAGACGAGUGCUCCUUUUACCAACUCGGGGACUACGUACGGAGGGAUAAUAACUCCCGGUGAGUAUGCUAAUGAUGGUACUAGCCCUUUCUCGAAAAAUGAUGAACCCCCAAUUGAUGGCAAGCAUAAUGGGUUUCUCAGUGAUUCCCCUCGAUUGGAUGCGUCAACUCCCAUGGUACAAAACUACGCUAACGUGAAAGACGGUAAUAAUUUACUCAGUUGUGAGGGUUUGCAAAAUGGUAGUGGUUCAAGUAACACCAACUGCGAUAAGAGUUGUGCUGAUCGGCACGUAAAGGAGGAAAGACCCUAUUUUAAGGGGAGUGCCCAGAUGACCGAAAAUAAUUUCAGUCGCGAGGGGGCACCAACGUUCGCGAGCAGUGAGAAAUUCCUGAGCGGUGGCACUAUCCAGUUUCGCAGCACCAUUAGUAACAAUCAAGGCGGCGGAGUGGACGUCAGCAGUGUCCUGCGUAAUAACCACAAAGUGAAGGAUGCUAUGAACCCAUAUAUAAACAGGGAAGGGCCCACUGGUGGUGGUGGGAAUAACAGUAGGAGCAGCGUGAAUGGCAGAUGCGUGGGUGGCAGCGGCGUGGAUGACGGUGGCGUCCUACUCAACCGCAUGGCCGCGCAGGGCAGGCACUUCUUCCCAGCGAGCAGUGGCGGUAGGAAUAGCAGCAGUAGUAAUAAUGGGAGUAACAAUGGGAGUAACCACAGCAGCAACCAAAGUAGCAACUGCAGCGGCAACCACGGCAACUGCUGCCGAGGUGACGGCCGAGACACGUUAGAGGAAAAAUGCGCUUCCAUCAACGACCCCCUCGAGGACACCGGUCAGUAUGGAUGCAGUGGCGAUUUGGAACGUACCACUGGCAGUUUCGAAUGUACCAGUGGCAGUUUCGAAUGUACCAGUGGCAGUUUCGAAUGUACCAAUAACUACGCAGCGCAGUUUUAUGUGGACGGUACGCACCAUCAUAGAAAGGGCGCAGAUAUGAAAAGGGCAAUUAUGCAAGAAGGCUAUUUGUUAAGUGAUCGAAUGGGCGAAGAAAUUUUGAUAGAGGGACUUUCCAAGGUGGAUGAAACCGACGGAGGGCGCUGCUCCCAUGGGGGAAGUCCCCUACGAAACGCAAACGCUAGCAACCCUGUGAACCAAAUGGACGAUGAAAAAAACAAACUGAUAAUUUCGAAGAUCACAACAAAAUAUAUACUCACAGAUAUCAAAAAUAAAUGCCUAAGAAACUGCUCAAGCAAUUUUUUAAAGCAUUUCCCCGACAUAAAAAAUAUCAUUAACAAACACAUCAACAAAAUUUCCGAGGCGAAUUCUAUCUACACAAUAAGGCCUUAUAUUCAGUUGUUUAGUAACCUGUUGGAAAAGAGAAAGCUGCUACACAUGCUCGCCCCGAAUGCGCAAGAGUUGUACAUUUACAGCUUGCAGAAAUUGCCCCUUUGA